GGAGUAACCGAUUUAGAACCUGAGGUCCAAUCUGGUUGGAGUCUGGGUCGAAGAUACAGUUAAGGACAUUUCAUGUCCCGACUUACAACUUAAUAGGCCUGUAGGUGCCCAAGCAUUAAGAACUGUUACCAUGCUUGCCAAGCACUUGCAGAGCCCUGGGUCACGCCAGGUCGCGCCUGCUUCCCGCUGUUCAGGUCAUGCCCAUAUAACACUUAGACAUAUUUCUGGACGUCGAGCGCUUAAGGUUCUAGCCCGCGAUUGUCCAAAGCCUGCCUUUGAGACGGCAGACACUUUCCAGGAGGCACAGGCUCUAUCAGCGAAAUUCAGGAAUGCGCCGCGCCCCGUUGAGCCGCUUAAGGUUGUAAUUGCUGGCGCUGGUCUAGCGGGGCUAUCUGCAGCGAAGUACCUCGCGGACGCGGGCCACGAGCCAAUCGUCUUGGAGGGCCGCGACGUCCUGGGCGGCAAGGUAGCGGCUUGGAAGGACAAGGAUGGCGACUGGUACGAGACUGGCUUGCAUAUCUUCUUCGGCGCUUACCCAAACAUGAUGAAUCUGUUCAAGGAGUUGAACAUCGAGGAUCGCCUACAGUGGAAAGAUCACUCGCUGAUCUUUGCCAUGCCCAACCUCCCCGGCGAGUUCAGCCGGUUCGAUUUCCCGGAUAUCCCAGCGCCCUGGAACGGAGUCUUCGCAAUCCUGCGCAACAACAAAAUGCUUACUUUCUCGGAGAAAAUCCAGUUUGCGCUGGGCUUGCUGCCGGCCAUUAUCUUCGGCCAGAAGUACGUUGAAGAGCAGGACAGUUUGACUGUUACGGAGUGGAUGCGCAAGCAAAACGUUCCCGAUCGGGUCAACGAGGAGGUCUUCAUCGCCAUGGCAAAGGCCCUGGCCUUCAUCGACCCGGACCGGCUAUCCAUGACGGUGGUGCUGACGGCCCUCAACCGCUUCCUGCAGGAGCGCCACGGCUCCAAGAUGGCCUUCCUGGACGGCGCCCCGCCCGAGCGGCUGUGCGGACCCAUGGUUCAGCACUUCACGCAGCGCGGCGGGGUGGUCAAGAUGAACGCGCGGGUGCGGGAGAUCGUGCUGAAUGAGGACGGCAGUGUGAAGCACUUUGCGCUGACCAACGGGGAGAUCGUGGAGGGGGACCUCUACAUGUCGGCAGUGCCGGUUGACAUCCUGAAGCAGCUGGUCCCCGCCCCCUGGCGCCCGCUGCCGUACUUCUCCCAGCUCAAGGAGCUGGAGGGCGUGCCGGUCAUCAACAUCCACAUCUGGUUCGACCGCAAGCUGAGCACGGUGGACAACCUGCUGUUCUCGCGCUCGCCGCUGCUGUCGGUGUAUGCGGACAUGAGCACAACCUGCAGGGAGUACGCUGACCCUGACAAGAGCAUGUUGGAGCUGGUGUUCGCGCCCGCCAAGGACUGGAUCGGACGCUCCGACGAGGACAUCAUGGCCGCCACCAUGAAGGAGCUGGAGCGCCUCUUCCCCAACGAGAUCCGGGCGGAUGGCUCGCUGGCCAAGAUCCGCAAGUUCCACGUGGUCAAGACGCCGCUCAGUGUGUACGAGAGCCGCGCGGGGCGCGAGGCGUUCAGGCCCACCCAGCGCACCCCCAUCUCCAACCUCUACCUGGCGGGAGACUUCACCAAACAAAAGUACCUGGCCUCCAUGGAGGGCGCCAUCUUCAGCGGCAAGCUGGCGGCGGAGGCCAUUGUGGAGGACUACAACAUGAAGGGCAGGAGCGUGGCGGGGGCGGGCAAGUCCUCCUCCUCCUCCUCGUCUCCGGAGCUGGUGGCGGCGUCGGCGCUGCUGGCGCUUGCGGCGGCGGGAGCGGGUGCCGUGGGGUUCGGAGUGAUGUGAGCUGGGGUAGGGAGCAGGAUGAGGGGGGAGGGGUGGAGAGGGAAGGGCAUGCAUGCGUGCGUGCCUUGGCUAGGAGGGGCUGCUGUAGUGCAAGAUACACUGAGCCGAGGGGUAACGUGGGGAGCUGGGGAGGCAGGAGUAUGAAGAUGAGCCGCGAGAGGUGGUGCGCGGGAGAGGGAGGGGGCUUUCGAGGGGAGUGUGCUUGAUUGGGUCUGCAAGCGUGAAGGCUAAUCACACACGCGGCGUCGGUGUGAGAAGCAUUGAGAAGGGGCUGCGCUAAAUGUGAAUGUGCGUGUGUGUUGAAAAGGGCAUUUGCAUGCUUGCGGAUGCAUGCUUGCGUGUCCACUCUGGUCCUAUGAUACGGGUAUCCUACUUCCUGGGGGCUCCUGUGAUGACGGAGGUAUAGGGCUAUAGGCGGAGCUGCGGUUCAAGCUGGGGGACUGUGCUGGCGGGGGUGUUGCUCCCCACCUUCCCACAUGCCGGCGGCCAGGGCAGCGAGGGCAGAGGAUGAAGCUGAGGUCAGCGAUAUUGAGGCUUCAGCUAGCUUGAGAUAGGGACAACCCGCUUUCCAGAGGCGGGUGUUGCCUGCGUGUGUCAUGCCCGAUUUUGCUCCGUACGGCUUGGGAAGGGCUUUACCCCAGCUUGUCUUCUUCGAUGAACGCCUCACGGGGUGGGGUUGGGGUACGCUGUGCGUUAUGCGUGCUGCGCGACUGAUGUGUAUCAUUUGUAACUAUUUUGACUAUCGUUAUACCGGAAUGCGCCCGCUUGGGCGGGCAGGCGGUGAAGGGAGCGGAGAGAGAGAAAGCGCAAUGCACCCAAGCAUCUGAGUUGGUACUGCAAUGAGGCACAGGCGUAACGCGGGUGUGUUGGUGCAAGGCAAUCAGGAGUGUUAACUUCGGGCUAGGGUGGUUAAUGCCUUGGCUUGGCCCACUGUGCGUCUGGUAACG
Molecule: messenger RNA, 2793 nt
Organism: Astrephomene gubernaculifera
Lineage: Eukaryota; Viridiplantae; Chlorophyta; Chlorophyceae; Chlamydomonadales; Astrephomenaceae
Source: the annotation of a GenBank genome assembly